UGCGCGGCCCGCUAGCGUCUCACCAUGGUGACGGGCAGCUGUGGUCCUGGGGUGGCAAUGGCCGCCAGGUCUGUCCGCUCCGUAGCGACUGUGACCGUAUUCCUCUUAUUGGUAGUGCCUCGAGUCUCACAGACUCAGACCUUCUUUUUCCCUUUCCAGCAACCAGAGACAUGCGGUCACAACCAGUACUUCGAUAUCUCCGCGCUCUCCUGUGUGCCGUGUGGAGCUAACCAGAUGCAGGAUGCCGGAGGAACUUCAUGUGUGUGUCUACCAGGAUUUCAGAUGAUCUCUAAUAAUGGAGGACCUGAUAUUAUUUGUAAGAAGUGCCCAGAAAGCAUGAAAGGUGUUACUGAAGAUGGCUGGAACUGUAUUUCUUGCCCUGAUGGCUUAACUGCAGAAGGAAAAUGCCACUGUCCUACUGGCCAUAUCUUGGUGGAAAGAGAUGUUAAUGGAACAUUGUUGUCCCAAGCAACUUGUAAGCUCUGUGAUGACAGUGAGAACUCUUUUACGGUAGCAAAUGCUUUAGGAACCAGGUGUGUCCGAUGUGAACCAACAUUCAUUAAUACCAGCAGGUCCUGUGCAUGUUCAGAGCCUAACAUUUUAACAGGAGAAUUAUGUUUCAGCAGCACAGGGAAUUUUCCCCCACAUAUGAUUUCAACUGCACGUUAUGGAGAGCUUGGCAAGUCUUUCACUUCAGAAUGGUUUGCAAAGUAUUUGCAGUCAUCAGCAGCUGCUUGUUGGGUGUAUGCCAAUCUUACAUCUUGCCAAGCUCUUGGAAAUAUGUGUGUGAUGAACAUGAAUUCUUACCAUUUUGCCACUUUUGAUGCCUGUCAGCUAUUUCAGUUUAUCUUUGAAAAUACUGCUGGACUGCACACUGUUCAUUCCAUUUCAUUUUGGAGACAGAAUCUUCCAUGGCUGUUCUUUGGAGACCAGCUAGGAUUAGCACCUCAAGUACUCAGUACUAUACCUCUUCCUACAAAUUUCAGUUUUAAAGGGGAAAACCAGAAUACAAAACUGAAGUUUGUUGCUGCCUCCUACGAUGUAAGAGGAAAUUUUCUCAAGUGGCAGACUUUAGAAGGAGGUGUUUUACAGCUUUGUCCAGACACAGAGACAAGACUAAAUGCUGCUUAUUCUUUUGGGACAACCUAUCAACAGAAUUGUGAGAUUCCUAUCUCUAAGAUCUUAACUGACUUUCCCACUCCUACAUUUUAUGAUGUGUACAUUGAAUAUACUGAUGAAAAUCAACACCAAUAUAUUUGGGCUGUGCCUGUGUUAAACUUAAAUCUUCAGCACAAUAAAAUAUUUGUGAACCAAGACAGCAACUCUGGCAAGUGGCUCCUGACUCGGCGUAUCUUCUUAGUGGAUGCACUAAGUGGACGAGAAAAUGACUUAGGAAGUCAGCCACGAUUAAUUCGAGUUGCUACCCAAAUCUCACUAAGCAUCCACCUUGUACCCAACACAAAAAAUGGAAACAUCUACCCCCCCUUAAUUACCAUUGCCUACAGCGACAUUGAUGUCAGCGAUCCCAACAGCCAAUCUGUGAAGGUUUCUUUCUCAGUCGAAUAUGAAAUGGAUCAAAAAGAAGCACAUAUCCAGACAGAUAUUGCUUUGGGUGUGUUGGGUGGACUAGCUGUUUUGUCAUCUCUCUUGAAGACAGCAGGGUGGAAGAGACGCAUUGGAAGUCCCAUGAUUGAUUUACAGACCGUUAUGAAAUUCUUGUUUUACUAUGCCGGUGAUCUGGCCAAUGUUUUCUUUACCAUCACUUUGGGAACUGGUCUUUACUGGCUUAUCUUCUUCAAAGCACAGAUGUCUGUCUCUGUUUUGCUACCAACGCCGGCUCAAGAAAAACGUUUUGUUACUUACGUGGGAUGUGCUUUUGCUCUGAAGGCUCUGCAGUUUUUGCAUAAGCUCUUCUCCCAGAUCACCAUAGACAUAUUCUUCAUCGAUUGGGAGCGACCUAAAGGGAAGAUUCUUAAAGCCGUUGAAGGUGAGGGUGGUGUUCGGAGUGCUACUGUUCCCGUGAGCAUAUGGAGAACAUAUUUUGUAGCAAAUGAAUGGAAUGAAAUUCAGACUGUGAGAAAAAUUAACCCACUCUUUCAAGUACUUACCGUCCUCUUCCUUUUGGAGGUUGUGGGAUUCAAGAACUUAGCAUUAAUGGACUCAUCCUCUAGUCUUUCCAGAAGCCCACCUAGCUACAUAGCUCCUUACAGCCGCAUUUUGAGAUAUGCAGUGUCUACUGUUCUUUGGCUAGUCAUUGGAAUUAUACAGAUCAUGUUCUUUGCUGUCUUUUAUGAGAGAUUUAUAGAAGAUAAAAUUCGACAGUUUGUUGAUUUAUGCUGUAUGAGUAAUAUAUCAGUGUUUCUGUUAUCCCACAAAUGUUUUGGUUAUUACAUUCAUGGUAGAUCAGUACACGGGCAUGCUGAUACUAAUAUGGAGGAAAUGAAUAUGAAUCUUAAAAGAGAAGCGGAAAAUUUGUGUAGCCAAAGAGGGUUGGUACCCAAUACAGAUGGUCAGACUUUUCAGAUUGCAAUUUCUAGCCAGAUGAGACAACACUAUGACAGAAUUCAUGAAACACUAACAAGGAGAAAUGGCCCUGCUAGACUGUUGAGUUCAUCAGCAAGUACUUUUGAGCAGAGUAUAAAAGCAUAUCAUACUAUGAAUAAAUUUCUUGGCUCUUUCAUCGAUCAUGUUCAUAAGGAAAUGGACUACUUUAUAAAAGAUAAAUUGCUUCUUGAAAGAAUUCUUGGAAUGGAAUUCAUGGAACCAAUGGAAAAAAGUAUCUUUUACAACGAUGAAGGCUAUUCUUUCAGCAGUGUUCUGUAUUAUGGAAAUGAAGCCACCCUUCUUAUUUAUGAUCUGCUCUUCUUCUGUGUUGUGGAUUUGGCUUGCCAAAAUUUUAUUUUAGCAGCCUUCCUUACAUACCUACAACAAGAGAUGUUACUGUGACAAAAAGGCCAACCCUGGAGAUCUCACUCAGCCUCAGCCACUUUAACAUAUAACUCGCACACAUUCCCUACCUGCUUGGACGAAAAAACAGCUGCAGGGAUGGGUGUGGAGCCUGAAAUGGAGACUUCAAGAAAAGCUAAAUUUGUUCUAGAAAUGUUAUUAGUAAUAUCGCCCAACUAUUCCCCACUAUGUCACGGAAAUAUAUGUGUUAAUAAGAUAUAACUUAUUCAUUCUUGAUAGAGAUGUAGAAUUAUAAACAAAUUCUCUUCCUAGCGGUUCUUUUGAUGUUUCCAUAGCUCUUAGAGGAAACUUGCCUUGCCAAAUAUUUAAAAAUCUGUUGCCGUGAAUAUGAGAGGAUUUGUAUUACUAACUUAUAAAAUAUAUUCUGAAUAAGGACAUACACUGCUUCAGUAUUAUGAAAGAUGAUGGUAGUCUUGAAAUAAUUUUGUGUAUCACCAUAGAAUUCAGAUGUCAGAUGAAAAUAAACAGUUCAGAGAAUUAGCUAGCUUAAUUUAGAUGUUUUAAUUCAAGUGUACAUUUAAUUUCCUUUAUGUGUAUUUUUUCAUUCUAAAUUGUUUUGCUUUUUCUUCAGAUUUUUAGAUUUAUUCGUAAUACAGUAGGACAGAAGAAUUUGGCAUCCAAAACAUUGGUGGAUCAAAGAUUUCUGAUUUAGUUUACUGCCUAAAGACUAAUUUAUAAUCAUGGCAAAAAAAGUCAUGAUUAUCAGGUUAGUUUGCCAUAUUUUUUAAAGCUUAUAGUAUAGACUAUUCUAUUUUUAUUUGUUUUUUAAUCUAGAAAAAGAUUUAUUUUUAUAACUUGUAGACACAUAAUGUACUUUGUAAAUAUAUAAUGUGAUAUAAUGGAAAAUAUUUCUUUCCUAUUCUGCAUGGUAUUUAAUUCACCAGCUCAUAAAUAGAUCACUCUGACAGUGGGACCAAAAAAAAAAAAAAAAAAACCUCAGUGUUGCUUUCAGCAUAACACUUUUUAAAUAAUCAAAACAGUUCCCAAACUAGAUUUGCCUGUACUUUCUCACAUUGAAAAAAGUUUUGAUCCCAAGUUCAAGUCUUGUUUUCAAUUCAGUAUUUUCUUGUUUUAAAUAUUUUAAAUUCAAAUUUUGUUGAAAAUAUUUUCACGUUUACUUAGAAAUUUGAAAUUGUAGAUGGGCUGAUUCGGUUUGCCUCAUUUUAAUUGCCUAGCCUGUUUAGCCUCUCUGCUGAAUUAAUAGGCAUCAUAUGACAUGGUUUAUUCAUUCCUUUGUAUACUUAUUAGGUCAGUAUACUUUUUCCACGAAAUAUGUUUAUAUCUCUAAUAUCAUCUACAGUUAUUGAGCUGUAAUGUAUGACAUUUUCCCCAAUACAGUUUUUUAUACAUUUUAAUUAUUUAACAUUUUAAGAGCACUCCCAAAUUUUUGCUCUUCAAUUAUGUUUAAAGAUUGUAAAUAACUAAUCAACUGUAAAUGAUCAUGUUGUGUUAACAAGAUGAUUUAUUGAAAGCAAACUUAGGCUUCAUAAGUUAAUAGCCUUGUAUUUUUUUAAGUAAGGAAAAAAUGUGAGGAGCCAAAAUAUAAUUAAUGUAAAUCCUGAGUCAUGUAGCUAGUAAUUUUCCAUAAUAUCAUUUUUUCAAUAUACUCUAAUAAUCCUUUUCUUCGUGCACCAUGAACUUGAAAGCCACCUUAUUUCAGGUAUAAUGGUCAUUAACCCCCAAACCAAUGUUUCUUACUGCCUUCUAUGUUAAUGCUGUGUAAAUACUUACAUGUAAUGAUAUGUCAGUAUUGUUUAUAUUUCUGAACUGAAAAUAUAGAAUAAAAACUUCCUGUUUGAUUAA
This is a messenger RNA of Sus scrofa (pig), 4770 nucleotides long. RefSeq names its product transmembrane protein 67 (gene TMEM67). Gene Ontology annotation, cellular component: MKS complex; ciliary transition zone. NCBI's taxonomy places the organism in Eukaryota, Metazoa, Chordata, Mammalia, Artiodactyla, Suidae. The record is from RefSeq and is a predicted model, not a curated record. Gene Ontology annotation, biological process: cilium assembly.